UUGAUUCAAAUCCUUUCUGACUGGAACCAAGAACAAAAAAAACUUUCCGAGUUGUCGUUUUUAACUACCUAUUUCAGCUUCGGAAGUGUUAUAUCUGUCGUAGGAUGUGCUUGCAAUCUACUGCUACUAUUUGUCUUCCUGUCCAGGAGCUCCAGCAACCCAUUUCAGACUUUCCUUGCUUUCCUCGAUUUCAUGCUCUGUUUUUUGUUCAUCACCUGCUUUGGUGUGCUCACAUUCUCCGUGACUUUCAGGAUAGCAAUGAAAACGUACAAUGUGCACAUGCUUAUAGCAAGUCGGAUGGUUCAGUUGUGUAUUCCCUAUAUUCUGAUUGCUAAUACAGCCUUCCGAUUGUUUCUUCAUCUCUUCGUGUCAUUUGUUAUUCUGUGUGUCUUGAACUGUAUUGUGGUGAACAAAUUACGCAGUUCUCAUCGUCGGGCUAGAAGGCAAUCAGCUUGCCCAGCAAUUCUGCAUACUGUCAAGAUGUUCAACACACACCUCACACAGGUCGGCAGAUUUUCCGGUAAAAAAAAAGCUCAGACGCGUUCAACCAGAACAUGA
Molecule: messenger RNA, 558 nt
Organism: Angiostrongylus costaricensis
Lineage: Eukaryota; Metazoa; Nematoda; Chromadorea; Rhabditida; Metastrongylidae
Source: the annotation of a GenBank genome assembly